Molecule: messenger RNA, 894 nt
Organism: Oppiella nova
Lineage: Eukaryota; Metazoa; Arthropoda; Arachnida; Sarcoptiformes; Oppiidae
Source: the annotation of a GenBank genome assembly
CGCACGUAUGAAAUGUACUCGUGGUUAGAGUCCGCACCCGAAUCUGACAGAGCAUUGCAAUUGACUUUUAAUUGACGCAAAACUUAUUCCCUAUUUUGCACACAAUAUUCAAUUCAAUGAGAAAGUGAUUGACAUUCUGGUGGCAAACCUAUUGUCAAACACUUCUAUUAAUAUACAUUCAAUUGAUUCAAUUACUCAUUAUUUAUUGCAUUCAAAACAUCUGAACGAAUGAACACGUGAUUCAACACUGAAUCCAACGCUUGUAAACAAACCCACGAUUGAAAGCAAUUGACUGUUGAUUUGAUGCCAAAGAGGAAUCACUGAUCCAUAGGAGACAUGAAUAUCAGAUGUGCUAAACCAUGUGAUCUGAUGAAUAUGCAACACUGCAACCUGUUGUGUCUGCCGGAGAACUAUCAGAUGAAGUACUACUUCUAUCACGGCUUGUCGUGGCCUCAGCUCUCAUACGUUGCCGAAGACGAGAGCGGAUCCAUUGUUGGCUACGUGUUGGCCAAGAUGGAGGAGGACUCGGAUGACGACCCUCACGGACAUAUCACGUCACUGGCGGUGAAGCGGUCGCACCGGCGGCUCGGGUUGGCUCAGAAGCUGAUGGACCAGUCGUCGCGCGCUAUGAUUGAGUGCUUCAACGCGAAGUACGUGUCACUACACGUCCGCAAAUCCAAUCGCGCGGCUCUUCACCUGUACGCCAAUACUCUGCGCUUUCAGAUCAACGAAAUAGAGCCGAAAUACUACGCCGAUGGGGAGGACGCCUAUGCCAUGAAACGAGAUUUGGUGGACUUCGCCAAAAUGCAUUCACUCAAACCCGCCGAACCCAACACCUUCUGGGACUCGCAUAAGACGUCCAGUAAUAAGACUAAAGAUAAUAAAGACGAGUAA